This is a messenger RNA of Vicia villosa (hairy vetch), 1240 nucleotides long. Its product is annotated as aquaporin PIP2-7-like. The transcript has 4 exons. Lineage: Eukaryota; Viridiplantae; Streptophyta; Magnoliopsida; Fabales; Fabaceae. Bases 68 to 925 code for a protein of 285 amino acids. Gene Ontology annotation, cellular component: plasma membrane. The record is from RefSeq and is a predicted model, not a curated record. Gene Ontology annotation, biological process: transmembrane transport. Gene Ontology annotation, molecular function: water channel activity.
UCAAAUAAUCCACACUCACUACUCCCUCUCCCUAAAAAACAGAGUAAACAAACAAACAAACAGAGCCAUGGCUAAGGAUGUUGAGGUUCAAGAACAAGGUGAAUACUCAGCAAAAGAUUACCAAGAUCCACCUCCCGCACCAUUGAUAGACCUUGAUGAGUUAACAAAGUGGUCCUUUUACAGAGCUCUUAUAGCUGAAUUCGUAGCAACACUUCUCUUCCUUUAUAUCACUAUUUUAACCAUCAUUGGUUAUAGCCACCAGACAGACGCUAGCGCUGGUGGCACCGACUGUGAUGGCGUUGGCAUUCUCGGUAUUGCCUGGGCUUUUGGUGGCAUGAUUUUCAUCCUGGUUUACUGCACCGCCGGUAUCUCUGGAGGACACAUAAACCCUGCGGUGACAUUCGGCCUAUUUGUGGGACGGAAAGUGUCGUUAUUAAGGGCAGUAUUCUACAUUGCAGCACAGUCUGCAGGUGCAAUCUGUGGUACCGGAUUAGCCAAAGGUUUCCAAAAAUCAUAUUUUGACAGGUACGGUGGUGGUGCCAACUUUAUCCAUGAUGGUUACAACAAAGGUACAGCUUUGGGUGCUGAGAUUAUUGGUACCUUUGUUCUUGUCUACACCGUCUUCUCUGCAACUGAUCCUAAGAGAAACGCUAGGGACUCUCAUGUUCCUGUUUUGGCACCAUUACCUAUUGGAUUUGCUGUUUUCAUGGUUCAUUUGGCUACUAUUCCGAUCACCGGUACCGGUAUUAACCCAGCAAGAAGUUUCGGAUCCGCUGUGAUCUUAAACCAGGAUAAAAUUUGGGAUGAUCAGUGGGUUUUCUGGGUUGGACCAAUAAUUGGAGCAACAGUGGCUGCAAUUUACCACCAAUACAUUCUAAGAGGAUCAGCAAUUAAAGCUCUUGGAUCAUUCAGGAGCAAUGCUUAAUUGAUUAAUUAAUUAAUUAAGCUAAGCUAAAUUGCUUUAUUUGCCAACGAAGCUAUGGUGUUAAUUUCCACAAAAUGAAUAAUGUUGAUGAGUGAAAAUUCAGUGGUCCUUUUAGGUUUUUUUUCUUCUGUAUUUUCCUUUUCAGUUAUAGCUGUGGGGUUUGGAAGAAAAAAACUAAAAAGAAGGACCACGAAAUUGUAGAUAUCCAUGUUUGUGUUUCAAGGGUGUAAUUUUUAUCCCUUUUGUGUCUUUUCUUUUUCUUUUUAUUUAUUAUUUCCAAUGUAUGUAUUUGAUUCCCAUGUGUUUGUUUUUCUA